Molecule: messenger RNA, 2963 nt
Organism: Epinephelus fuscoguttatus (brown-marbled grouper)
Lineage: Eukaryota; Metazoa; Chordata; Actinopteri; Perciformes; Serranidae
Product: NACHT, LRR and PYD domains-containing protein 14-like
Exons: 14
Coding region: 1-2790 (929 amino acids)
Molecular function (GO): protein binding
Source: RefSeq, a predicted model, not a curated record
AUGGAGACCUUCCAUGAAACUCCAAUCAAGUGUCAGCACAUCUUUAAAGCCUUACCUGAGCAACAGAAACACAUCAGAGUGGUUCUGACCAACGGCGCGCUGGCAUUGGAAAAACCUUCACAGGAGCUGAACUUGAUCAGAGAUGAGAAGUUGAGUCUUCUCACUCUGCUCCGUGUUUUCCAUCCAACAAUACAGAAGGUCACAGCAGAGGAGCUCGCUGUCUGUAAAGUUCUGUUCAUCUUUGACGGCCUGGAUGAAAGCAGACUGUCUCUGGAUUUCCACAACAAUGAGGUUGUGACUGAUGUCACACAGAAGUCAUCAGUCAACGUGCUGUUGACAAACCUCAUCAAGGGGAAGCUGCUUCCCUCGGCUCUGGUCUGGAUAACUUCCCGACCUGCAGCAGCCAAUCAGAUCCCUCCUGCAUGUGUUGACAGGGUAACAGAAGUACGAGGCUUCACUGACGCCCAGAAGGAGGAGUACUUCAGGAGGAGAGUCAUUCUGGAUCACAUGUUGACUACAGAGCAGAGAGGAGAGCUGCCCAAGACCCUGACUGAGCUGUACUCACACUUCCUGCUGGUUCAGACAAAGAGGAAGAAGCACAAGUAUGAUGAGGGACAUGAGACCACUGGGAGGCUGGCGUUUGAACAUCUGGAGAAAGGAAACAUCAUGUUCUACCAAGAAGACCUGGAGCGCUGUGGUCUUGAUGUCACAGAGGCCUCGGUGUACUCAGGAGUUUGUACAGAGAUCUUCAAAAGAGAGUCUGUGAUCUUCCAGAAAACAGUCUACUGCUUCGUUCAUCUGAGCGUUCAGGAGUUUCUGGCUGCAGUCUACCUGUUCCACUGUUUCACCAACAGGAACACAAAGGUACUGGAGGACUUCCUGGGGACAGACAAGGAUAAUUACAGAUCCCUGGAUGUCUUCUUACAGAGAGCCAUGGAAAAAUCCCUCCAAAGUAAAAAUGGUCACCUGGAUCUGUUUGUCCGCUUCCUUCAUGGCCUCUCUCUGGAGUCCAACCAGAGACUGUUAGGAGGCCUUUUGGGUCGGACACACAACAGUCCAGAAAUCAUCCAGAGAGCCAUCAACAACCUGAAGAAGAUGAACACGUACAAUAUCUCUCCUGACAGAAGCAUCAACAUCUUCCACUGUCUGCUGGAGAUGAACGACCUCUCAGUACAUCAGGAGAUCCAAGAGUUCCUGAAGUCAGAGAACAGAUCAGAGAAGAAACUCUCAGAGAUCCACUGCUCAGCUCUGGCCUACAUGCUGCAGAUGUCAGAGGAGGUUCUGGAUGAGUUGGACCUGGACAAAUACACCACAGCACACGCUGGACGACAGAGACUGAUUCCAGCUGUGAGGAACUGCAGAAAGGCUGGAUUGAGAUUCAGUGGACUCUCAGAGACUGACUGUGAAGUCGUGGCCUCAGCUCUGAAGUCCAACCCCUCCCAUCUGAGAGAGCUGGACCUGAGUGGAAACAACCUGCAGGAUUCAGGAGUGAAGCAGCUGUGUGCUGGACUGGAGAGUCCAAACUGUAGACUGGAGACUCUGAGAUUUAUUGGGUGUGAACUCUCAGAGACUGACUGUGAAGUCGUGGCCUCAGCUCUGAAGUCCAACCCCUCCCAUCUGAGAGAGCUGGACCUGAGUGGAAACGACCUGAAGGAUUCAGGAGUGAAGCAGCUGUGUGCUGGACUGGAGAGUCCAAACUGUAGGCUGGAGACUCUGAGACUGAGGAACUGCAGUUUGACAGAGAUCAGCUGUGUUUCUCUGGACUCAGCUUUGAAGUCCAACCCCUCCCAUCUGAGAGAGCUGGAGCUGAGUGACAACUACAAGCUGCAGGAUUCAGGAGUGAAGCAGCUGUGUGAUUUUCUGGAGAGUCCAUACUGUAAACUGGAGACUCUGAGACUGGAGAGCUGCAGUUUGACAGAGAUCAGCUGUGUUUCUCUGGCCUCAGCUCUGAAGUCCAACCCCUCUCAUCUGAGAGAGCUGGACCUGAGCUACAACUACAAGCUGCAGGAUUCAGGAGUGAAGCAGCUGUGUGAUUUUCUGGAGAGUCCACACUGUAAACUGGAGACUCUGAGACUGAGGGGCUGCAGUUUGACAGGGAUCAGCUGUGUUUCUCUGGCCUCAGCUCUGAAGUCCAACCACUCCCAUCUGAGAGAGCUGGACCUGAGAUUCAGCAACAACCUGCAGGAUUCAGGAGUGAAGCUGCUGUGUGAUCUAAAGGAGAGUCCACACUGUAAACUGGAGACUCUGAGACUGAGGGACUGCAGUUUGUCAGAGAUCAGCUGUGUUUCACUGGCCUCAGCUCUGAAGUCCAACCCCUCCCAUCUGAGAGAGCUGGAGCUGAGUGACAACUACGACCUGCGGGAUUCAGGAGUGAAGCAGCUGUGUGAUUUUCUGGAGAGUCCACACUGUAAACUGGAGUCUCUGAGACUGAGUUGGUGCAGUUUAUCAGAGAUCAGCUGUGUUUCUCUGGCCUCAGCUCUGAAGUCCAACCCCUCCCAUCUGAGAGAGCUGGAGCUGAGUGACAACUACGACCUGCGGGAUUCAGGAGUGAAGCAGCUGUGUGAUUUUCUGGAGAGUCCACACUGUAAACUGGAGUCUCUGAGACUGAGUUGGUGCAGUUUAUCAGAGAUCAGCUGUGUUUCUCUGGCCUCAGCUCUGAAGUCCAACCCCUCCCAUCUGAGAGAGCUGGAGCUGAGCUACAACUUCCUGCAGGAUUCAGAUGUGAAGCAGCUGUGUGAUCUGAAGGAGAGUCCACACUGUAAACUGGAGACUCUGAGAUGGAAGACGUGAGAGGAUCAGCUGUGUCCUGAUGAUCCAGAGACGUUGAAGCAACAGCAUCAGUUUGUGUGUCUGUGUGAGUCUGUGUGUGUGAGUCUGUGUGUGUGUGUCUGUGUGUGUGUGUGUGUGUGUGUGUGUAUACACCGUAUAAUAGUGAGGUGAUUCAAAUAAAUGCUACAAAAGGA